AUGGAGAAUAGAGCACCCAACCCACUUCAUCUCACCUCAUUGACGAUCCUCUCACCGUCCAAUUCACCAUUAUACGUGCAUUCAUUUACUGGGCCGGAAGAUGAGUUGAGGCAUUAUCAUCUGAGUCAUGCUGCUGUGGAUGUGAUCGAGGAGAGGAUCGUGAUGACUUCGACAGCUACCAAACCGGCUGAAUCAUAUCUGGGUUUAUUAUUCUGUAUGGAAGAUAUGGCAUUUUAUGGCUUCCAGACCACAACGAAAAUACGGAUGGUACUUUCUAUAGCACUGGUAGAUGCCAUGAUCAAAGAUGCCGAUAUAGUAGCGAUAUUCCGAUCAAUCCAUAAUCUACUCUUAACCAUCACGUCCAACCCUUUCAUCUCACUUCCAUCUACCUUCCACGCUAAAUCGUCCCCCAAAUACAUCGAGAACCAACGACCAAUAAUAGAAACAGAAACAACAAAAAGCAUAAGGAAUGUCAGUAUACCCGAUUCGAAGAUGUUUGGGUUUGGUCCAGAGGAAAUUAAGAGUGAUUGGUUGAAGGAUAGUAUGAGGUUUAAGAAGGGUAUAGAGAGAAUAGGGGAGAUGUUGAAUGGUCGGGCGUAG
Molecule: messenger RNA, 600 nt
Organism: Kwoniella botswanensis
Lineage: Eukaryota; Fungi; Basidiomycota; Tremellomycetes; Tremellales; Cryptococcaceae
Exons: 4
Coding region: 1-600 (199 amino acids)
Biological process (GO): endoplasmic reticulum to Golgi vesicle-mediated transport
Cellular component (GO): cytoplasm; TRAPP complex; nucleus
Source: RefSeq, a predicted model, not a curated record